Molecule: messenger RNA, 1779 nt
Organism: Rhinocladiella mackenziei CBS 650.93
Lineage: Eukaryota; Fungi; Ascomycota; Eurotiomycetes; Chaetothyriales; Herpotrichiellaceae
Exons: 1
Coding region: 1-1779 (592 amino acids)
Biological process (GO): vesicle-mediated transport; intracellular protein transport
Cellular component (GO): Golgi membrane
Source: RefSeq, a predicted model, not a curated record
AUGGAUGUAGCAUCAGCUAUUCAAAACUACAUCUCCAAGAUCGCCGGAGUCGGCGAAGGCGCUGCGGCCACGCAAUCGUCGAAAAUGAAGAUCCUCUUAUUAGACUCGGACACAGUCUCUAUAGUAUCAACCGCCAUCACCCAAUCUGCCCUCCUCAAACAUGAAGUCUUCCUGAUUGAUCGGCUGGACAAUCCUGCCCGGGAGCGCAUGCGACACCUCCGAUGUCUUUGUUUCGUUCGACCAUCCCCAGACUCGAUACAAUUUCUCAUUGACGAGCUACGGGAACCCAAAUAUGGGGAGUACAAUAUCUACUUCAGUAAUAUCAUCAAGAAAUCUUCUCUGGAGCGACUGGCGGAAGCAGACGAUCAUGAGGUGGUCAAAGCCGUGCAGGAAUAUUUUGCAGAUUACAUUGUCGUCAACCCGGAUUUGAUGUCUUUGAAUUUGGGAUUCCCCAAGCAAAGGUUAUGGAGCCAUAGUCCGGACAUUUGGAAUACGGAUGCGUUGCAGAGGACAACAGAAGGGGUACUUGCCUUGUUACUGUCUUUGAAGAAGAAUCCAUUAAUCCGGUACGAGAAAAAUAGUCUCAUGGCGAAGAAGCUCGCCACCGAGGUCCGCUAUCAGAUCACUCAAGAAGAGCAGUUAUUCGACUUUCGAAAAACAGACACCCCGCCGAUAUUAUUGCUCCUGGACCGGAGAGACGACCCCAUCACGCCGUUACUCACUCAAUGGACCUAUCAAGCUCAAGUACACGAACUCCUCGGUAUCAACAACGGCCGUGUAGAUUUGAGUGCCGUCCCGGACAUUCGUCCUGAACUGAAAGAAAUCGUCCUCUCUCAGGACCAGGACCCUUUUUUCAAGAAGAACAUGUACCAAAACUUUGGUGAUCUCGGCGGGAACAUCAAAGAUUACGUCGACCAAUACCAAGCACGAACCAAAUCCAGUGCACAGAUCGAAUCAAUAGCUGAUAUGAAACGAUUCGUCGAAGACUAUCCAGAAUUUCGUAAGCUCUCAGGCAACGUGUCUAAACACGUAGCGUUGGUCAGCGAACUCAGCCGGAGGGUGUCGGCCGAUUCGUUACUUGAUGUAUCCGAGCUCGAGCAAAGUCUGGUAUGUAAUGACAAUCAUGCCGCCGACCUCAAGACGUUGCAAAAGCACAUCCAAAACCCCAGUAUACCAGCAGACAACAAAAUCCGGCUGGUAGCCAUAUACGCAAUCCGCUACGAACGAAACCCGAACAAUGCACUCCCUGUCCUUCUCGACCUGCUCGCCACGGUUGCCGACAUCUCCCCACACAAACUUUCCAUCAUUCCCAAACUCCUCGCCUACCACCAUAGCCUUCAACCGGCACCGGUCGGCGUGGCAGGCGGCUUCACCGACCUCUUCGACUCAGCAUCUUCGCCGUUCAGCCAAUUCCGGCGCAACCUCAAUCUCAAGGGCGUCGAGAACGUGUACACCCAGCACUCUCCUCGGCUGGAAAUCACCCUACAGAACCUCAUCAAAGGAAGAUUAAAGGAGCUGCAAUAUCCCUUUCUCGAAGGUCACACCCGCGAUAAACCGCAGGAUAUCAUCGUAUUUAUGGUGGGCGGGGUCACGUAUGAGGAGGCCAAGAUGGUGGCACAGGUCAACGCUUCUGUACCUGGAGUCCGAGUGGUGUUGGGUGGGACAAAUGUGCUAAAUUCAACGACGUUUCUCGAGGAGGUCGAUGACGCGGUUGGAAGCUGGCCUGAUCGAACCCCAGCGACGGCGCAGGCGAGGCUAGGCAGAGCCGUUGGACGAUGA